AAGCCACCAGGUCGCUCCAGUUUGGUGCUAGCGCCUGGAGGGAGAGGCGUGGCGAGGGCUGUGCAGCCUAGGAUCCACUGAGGAGCUCUCGCUGGCGUCUCAACUGCGCAGGAACCAGCGCUGGGAGGCUCGGCUGGAGGUGUGACCAGGGCAGGGACCGACCUGGCCCGGAACAGAAGCGCGCAGAGUCCCAUCCUGCCACGCCACGAGGAGAGAAGAAGGAAAGAUACAGGGUUAGCAAAGAGGCCUCCCUCGCCCCUACGACCCGCGCCCCCGCGCCUCGCUUCAGCCUCAGGACAGUCCCGCCGGGACGGUGAGAGCAUUCAGCACCCUGGACAGCACCGCGGUUGCGCUGCCUCCAGGGCGGCCCCGGGCUGCUCCGGCUCCGCAGAGGGACGCCCUCCCCGCGGGUGCCCCGGACCCCGCACUCGCCGCCGCUUUCCUCGCGCUGCUCUGGGCCUUGUCGGCCUGCUCUGCGCCUCCCGGAAGCCGUGGGCGCGCCGCUCAGCCGCUCCAUCGCCUCACUUUCCCAGGCUCACGCCCGAAGCAGAGCCAUGAGAACCCCAGGGUGCCUGGAGAGCCGCUAGCGCCAUGGGCCCCGGCGACGCACUGCUGGCGGGGCUGCUGGUGAUGGUACUGGCCGUGGCGCUGCUAUCCAACGCACUGGUGCUGCUUUGUUGCGCCUACAGCGCUGAGCUCCGCACUCGCGCCUCGGGCGUCCUGCUGGUGAAUCUGUCGCUGGGCCAUCUGCUCCUGGCGGCGCUGGACAUGCCCUUCACGCUGCUCGGUGUGAUGCGCGGGCGGACACCGUCGGCGCCUGGCGCAUGCCAAGCCAUUGGCUUCCUGGACACCUUCCUGGCAUCCAACGCGGCGCUGAGCGUGGCGGCGCUGAGCGCAGACCAGUGGCUGGCCGUGGGCUUCCCGCUGCGCUACGCCGGACGCCUGCGACCGCGCUAUGCUGGCCUGCUGCUGGGCUGUGCCUGGGGACAGUCUCUGGCCUUCUCGGGCGCUGCACUUGGCUGCUCGUGGCUUGGCUACAGCAGCGCCUUCGCGUCCUGCUCUCUGCGCCUGCCGCCCGAGCCUGAGCGUCCGCGCUUCGCAGCCUUCACCGCCACGCUCCAUGCCAUGGGCUUUGUGCUGCCGCUGGCGGUGCUCUGCCUCACCUCGCUCCAGGUGCACCGGGUGGCACGCAGCCACUGCCAGCGCAUGGACACCGUCACCAUGAAGGCGCUCGUGCUGCUCGCCGACCUGCACCCCAGUGUGCGGCAGCGCUGCCUCAUCCAGCAGAAGCGGCGCCGCCACCGCGCCACCAGGAAGAUUGGCAUCGCUAUUGCAACCUUCCUCAUCUGCUUUGCCCCAUAUGUCGUGACCAGGCUGGCAGAGCUCGUGCCCUUCAUCACCGUGAAUGCCCACUGGGGCAUCCUCAGCAAGUGCCUGACCUACAGCAAGGCGGCGGCCGACCCGUUCACAUACUCUCUGCUCCGCCGGCCGUUCCGCCAAGUCCUGGCCGGCAUGGUGCACCGGCUGCUGAAGAGAACCCCGCGCCCAGCAUCCACCCAUAACAGCUCUCUGGAUGUGGCCGGCAUGGUGCACCAGCUGCUGAAGAGAACCCCGCACCCAGCGUCCACCCACAACAGCUCUCUGAACACAGAGAAUGAUUCCCGCCUGCAGCAGACACACUGAGGGCCUGGUAGGGCUUAUCGCCCCCACCUUCUAAGAGGCCCUGUGGAAAGGGCACUGGCCCUGCCACAGAGACGCCACUGGGGACCCCCAGACACCGGCGGCUUGACUUUGAGCUGAGGCUGAAGUACAGCAGGAGGAGGAGGAGAGGGCCGGAUGUGGGUGUGGACAGCAGGAGCGGCGGCGGAGAGCUCCGGGCUCGGCCACCUGGCUGCUGGGUGGCCCCGGGACAGUGGCUUCCCUCUCUGAGCCUCAGCUUCCUCACCCUUGUUCUGGGGUCAUGGCGAUGCUUCGAGACGGUGGGUAGGGAAGUGCCCUGUGUGGCAUCUGGUACCCGUGGGCGUCCUGUGAGUGACUGCUGUUCAUGUGGGUGAGGUGGUCACUCUUGCUCAGGGUCUGUUCUGCAGCCCAGGUGGACACCUGUUUCCCCAACCUGGUAAUUAGCAUUGCUCCGUUUUGUUAUCGGCAUUGCCCAGGUUUGGGAGAUAAAUACCGGGACAGAGUCUGGUUGGGGGCUCCCAGAGCUCACAUCUGAUAGUCUGUGGUCAGGGCCCGGCAGGCAGGGGCAGUCCCUGGGACGUGCCCAUCUCUGGAAGCCUAGAGGUCCCCAGCUCCAGGCCUGUCCGCUGUGACUGCCUGUGUGGGCACGCAGUUGGAGCCUGUCUCCUGCCUCCCUUUCUGUGGUUUGCCAGAGGUUUGGCAUCUUGACUGAGGAGGAUGUGGAGUCUGUGUGCUCAGAGCCUUUUCUGGUGAAGAUAUCAUCAGAGCAUCCUCCCCCCGAAGGCCACUGCUGGGCCUCUGGAUCCUAGACAUGAGACGGUCAAGAGAUUGAAGUGGUAGCCAGGGCCCAGGUGUCCAGAGAGGGUAGCCCAGGAUGGGGAGGGCCCUUGCUCCCCAACAGCAGUGCUGGGGGAGCCAAGAGAAGGUGGAGCAUCCCUGAGUAGCGGUGUGCAUCACCCCCAGUUUAGUAAUCAGGGGGUGCCAUUCCCCGGUGGGGGCACCCACCAUCAAUGUCAUUGAAUGUCCCCGUGGGACAGUGUUGAGGACUUUUGUGCACAUCUGUCCUAUUUCACAGCUCAGGGAAAGGUGCACAGUGCACACGGGCCCCCGGUGGAGAGGUGUGUGUGCGAAUGAAUGAGCGAGUGAAUGGACACGAUUCUCUCUUCAGCCUCUGUCAUUGCUGUUUUCUUCAAGGCCCAGGGCCAUCCCCUGCAGAGGUAGGGUGGGCUGCAAGACCUCAGGCCCCUGCCUCAUGGGACUUUCUGAUGGGCUUCACCCAUGGGCUCUUGCAGGCGUGGAGCCUGUAUCGUGACACCCUACACCCAAGGCCAGCAAUGCAGGGAGAGCGUGGACAUCAAAUUCUUUCCUUCCAGAGGCUGAAUUCUUCAAAGACACAUGUGGCUGUCACUUGCUCUUGGCAUUAACAGUGGAGAACCCAGCUGAGGUGGCUUCACAGAUUCUUCCCCAAAAACACAGGUGUUACUAUUAUACUUUUAAAAAACUUUUUGAGACAGGAUCUGACUCUGUUGCCUAGGCUAGAGUGCAGUGGUGCAAUCUCAGCUCACUGCAGCCUCCACCUCCCAUGCUCAAGCCAUCCUCCCACCUCAGCCUCCUGAGUAGCUGAGGACACAGGCACAGGACACCAUGCCUGGCUAAUUUUUGUGUUUUUUUGUAGAGAUGGAGGUCUCACUUUGUUGCCCAGGCUGGUUUUGAAUUCCUGAGCUUAAGUGAUCCACCCACCUCAGCCUCCCAAAGUGCUGGGAUUACAGGUGUGAGCCACCGCGCCCAGCCAAAACCAGGUAUUAUUUGCUGACUCACCAGUGCCUCCCCGAAAAGGAUAAAUUUAAAAGUGUGUAUAACUCAUGAAGUAUAAUUCAAAUAAAACAAGUUAUCAUUUGGAAUAAUAGCAACUAUACGUAUGUGGUCAGGAAGCAGUUAAAAACAUUAAAACACAGACCUGGCCAGUUCAAUCAAACCCAGGGGUUCCAGGCAGGAGGUGGGGCAGGUGGGCAUCAUGCCCUGGCUCACGGAGGCACAGGUGGGCGUCAUGCCCUGGUUCACAGAGGGCACAUGAACUUGAGACCCUGCUGCACCCCGGUGCCCCUGUGCUUACAAGGGAGGGCACUUGAAUAGCAGAAGCAGGUUGGUCCCCGUUUAAAGCUCCAGAGCCCAGGCUGUGAGCUCCUUGGCUGAGCCCUCUCCUGUCCCUGGGAGCUCCCCAGGUGCAAGGAGUCUGCCAUCCGGUGGGGCCUACAUUCUGUGUUACUGCGUCUCCGCCAGGCUAAAAUCCUUGGUCACUACUUUAGAGCCACUCAAGGAAACGCGUGCACCCUGCCCUGCUGGAAGGCACCAUGGUUAGAGGGAGGUACGCUGUUUCUUAGAGACGGGGACUGCUUGCUGUCAUGUUUCGCCUUCCUCGGAAGAUCCAUGGAAUGUUCUGGAGCAGGCCUCUUAGGGCAUUCCCUCCGCACUUCUCUGCCAGCCCAUGUGGCUCCCACACUGGGCUGUCCCUUGCCUUAGGCUUGUGGCCUUUUUUUUUUUAAUUUGAAAAAUAUUUUUCAUGUGCACUUAAACGUGUUGCAGAAUGAUGCUGGGUCUCAAGAAUGCUGUGAAUCAAUAAACAUUUUAUUCAGA
This is a messenger RNA of Symphalangus syndactylus (siamang), 4314 nucleotides long. It is a transcript of the gene GPR78, whose product is annotated as G protein-coupled receptor 78. Gene Ontology annotation, molecular function: G protein-coupled receptor activity. NCBI's taxonomy places the organism in Eukaryota, Metazoa, Chordata, Mammalia, Primates, Hylobatidae. Gene Ontology annotation, cellular component: membrane. Gene Ontology annotation, biological process: adenylate cyclase-activating G protein-coupled receptor signaling pathway. The record is from RefSeq and is a predicted model, not a curated record.